UGCGAUCUUUUUAAAGGUUCACUUUAAGACAAACGACACCGAAGCCGAUUCCUCUAGUCCUGCACACCAAGUAAAUCCAUCCUUCCUAUGCCUUCUGAGAUGGGUCUUGGAUGACUUCUGGUGAUCUGAUCUGACAAGUGCCAGCCCUGUCCUUUGCAUGCCCCCAGAGCAACUUGCUCUGCCCUCUCUGUCCACACCGGUGAUGCCAUGCCCCGCAACCACGGUGGAGGUGACGAGGGAGGUUCCGGGCUCUGGAUGAAGAGCAACAGUGGAGGGAGAGGACGAGGUAGGGACCGGUAUUACGGCAUGAAGGAUGUGGAGUCCGGUCGAGGGAACAGGGUGUUGUUGAACUCGAAUCGGGGGGACGGCUUGCUCUUGCUGGGGACAGGAGAGACAGCCAGGGCAGGUGGAGGAGCAGGAGGCACCUUGCAGGAGAGUCGCAGGGGGAAGCAGGGAGCUCGCAUGAGCCUUCUUGGAAAGCCACUAUCUUAUAACACCAGUCAGACCUGCAGGAGGAACGUCAAGUACCGGAGGCUCCAAAACUACCUGUAUAACGUGCUGGAGAGACCCAGGGGCUGGGCUUUCGUCUAUCAUGUCUUCGUUUUUCUGCUUGUCUUCAGCUGCUUGAUUUUAUCAGUGUUUUCCACUAUCCCCGAACAUCAAGAUCACGCUUCAUAUUGCCUCUUUGUUCUGGAAUUUGUCAUGAUUGUUGUGUUUGGUUUGGAGUAUAUUAUUCGUAUAUGGUCUGCUGGUUGCUGCUGCCGGUACCGAGGAUGGCAGGGAAGGUUAAGGUUUGCCAGGAAACCAUUUUGUGUAAUAGAUAUCAUUGUUCUCAUAGCAUCAGUGGCAGUUGUUUCUGCUGGAACUCAGGGUAACAUUUUUGCAACAUCAGCACUUCGGAGUCUUCGAUUCCUACAGAUACUACGUAUGGUGCGCAUGGAUCGGAGAGGAGGAACAUGGAAAUUACUAGGGUCUGUGGUUUAUGCACACAGCAAGGAACUCAUUACAGCUUGGUAUAUAGGAUUCCUAGUUCUCAUUUUUUCAUCCUUCCUUGUGUAUCUGGUGGAAAAAGAAGGAAACUCUGAAUUUCAAACAUAUGCAGAUGCCUUAUGGUGGGGUACGAUCACAUUAACCACCAUUGGUUACGGAGACAAGACACCUCGUUCAUGGCUUGGAAGAUUGUUAUCAGCAGGGUUUGCUCUACUUGGAAUCUCUUUCUUUGCUCUACCUGCAGGCAUUCUGGGCUCAGGAUUUGCUCUGAAAGUCCAGGAGCAACAUCGACAGAAGCAUUUUGAAAAAAGAAGAAAUCCUGCUGCUAGUUUAAUUCAGUGUGUAUGGCGUAGUUAUGCGGCUGAUGAGAAAUCGGUUUCCAUUGCUACCUGGAAGCCACAUUUGAAGGCCUUGCAUACCUGCAGCCCUACAAAGAAAGAACAAGGCGAGACAUCUGGAAGUAAGCUUUGUAGUAAUAAGCAGAAGCUCUUCAGGAUGUACACCUCUCGGAAACUGAGCCAGAAACUAAGUUUUAAGGAGCGUGUACGUAUGGCAAGCCCAAGGGGGCAAAGUAUAAAAAGCAGGCAAGCAUCAGUUGGAGAUCGCCGUUCACCAAGUGCUGAUAUUGGAACUGAAGGAAGUCCAACAAAAGUCCAAAAAAGCUGGAGCUUCAAUGAUAGAACACGUUUUCGGCCAUCACUAAGGCUGAAGAGUUCACAACCAAAGCCAGUUACAGAUACUGACGUCGGCCUUGGAACAGAAGAAGCGCACGAUGAAAAAGGGUGCCACUGUGACGUAUCAGUUGAAGAUCUAACACCUGCUCUUAAAACUGUCAUCCGCGCCAUCAGGAUUAUGAAAUUCCACGUAGCAAAGAGAAAGUUUAAGGAGACUUUAAGACCGUAUGAUGUGAAGGAUGUCAUCGAACAAUAUUCUGCUGGUCACCUGGAUAUGUUAUGCAGAAUAAAGAGUCUUCAAACACGAGUUGACCAAAUACUUGGAAAAGGUCAAAUAACAACAGACAAGAAAAGUCGUGAAAAGAAUGCCUCAGAAAUUGAGACAACUGACGACCUUAGUAUGUUGGGUCGUGUUGUUAAAGUUGAGAAGCAGGUACAAUCCAUUGAGUCAAAACUAGAUAGCUUACUUGAUAUCUACCAACAGGUCUUAAAGAAAGGAUCUGCCUCAGCACUGACAUUGGCAUCAUUUCAGAUGCCACUCUUUGAAUGUGAACAAACAUCAGAUUAUCAAAGUCCCAUAGACAGUAAAGAUUUGUCCCAUUCUGCACAGAACAGUGGGUUUAUUACCAGGUCAUCGAGUGCCAACAUCCCUCGUGGGUUACAGUUUGUACUAACACCAAAUGAAUAUAAUACUCCUGCUUACUAUGGAUUAAGUCCAACUACACAAAGUCAAGCAACACAAAUGUCAACAAAUCCCAAUGACGGACCUGCAAAAGUGAUUCCCAACAGCGUAUCAAACCAAAUAAGCCAGGCAUCAAAACCAACAGCACCAACAACAUUACAGAUACCUGCUGUUCCAUCCUUGAAACAUAUCAACAGACCAGAACCUAUUCACAUAAUUCCUGUGACUACAAAAGAAGAUAUUUGUGAUGUCACCUCCUGCCUUGUUGCCUCUAAAGAAAGUGUACAGCCUCCACAACCCAGUUUAACUAAACAUUUUGUAAGAAGGAAAAGCCUUGAUGCAAGUAGUGGGGUAUUAUCUUCAGUUCCAUUUAUACAUAAGGAUUUGGGGAAAUCAAUUUCUGUACAAAAUCUGAUUCAAUCCACAGAAGAACUUAAUGCACAGCUAUCAUACAGUGACUCAAGUGUCUCUAGAGGAAGCCAAGAAAUAUACCCAGAAUGGAGGGAAUCAAAGCUUUUUAUAGCCGACGAAGAACUGGAGACAGAGAAUGAGACUGGAGAUGUUGUAUCUCAGUCUACAGAGGAUACCAAUUUGUUAUCGGACUCUUUGAGGACUGGAAUGGCAAGAUCAUCUCAAAGCAUCUGCAAAACAAGGGAUGGUACAGAAACACUUAGCCCUCCUCAUGCUAAACACAAAUAACAUUUGGAUUUAUUUAUUAUUACUUUCAUAGGCUUAAAGAUCCUUAAGUCAUACAUAUCAUUGCAUGAACUAUGUUGAACGCCCUUAAAAACAUUAUCAGUUAGAACAGGGAAGAAUUGGAAAGGCAGUUCUGUGAGCCCUAGUUGCAUGGAAAUGCAUGUUUUAAUGAAGGUUACAGACCAUAAAAAACAAUAUACACAGACACACGCACCCAAACAAAAUAUAUAUCUAUAUAUAU
Spea bombifrons (plains spadefoot toad) is the source of this 3283-nucleotide messenger RNA. It is a transcript of the gene KCNQ5, whose product is annotated as potassium voltage-gated channel subfamily Q member 5. Gene Ontology annotation, molecular function: voltage-gated potassium channel activity. Bases 208 to 3045 code for a protein of 945 amino acids. Gene Ontology annotation, biological process: potassium ion transport; transmembrane transport. Gene Ontology annotation, cellular component: membrane. The record is from RefSeq and is a predicted model, not a curated record. The transcript is spliced from 15 exons. Lineage: Eukaryota; Metazoa; Chordata; Amphibia; Anura; Pelobatidae.